AUGGCCACAUCUCUUCCAGAACCCCAGCCGCAGCCAUGGAAGAUUCUGUCUCCUCACCAGGAAGCCAUGAUCGAAGCAUGCAAGACCGGUCAACUAGCUCAGUUGCAACGGUUGUUUGAGGAGCACCAUGUCAAGCAAGGUCACGAAAUUAUCUGGUAUAAGGACACCAAAGGAGAGGGCGCUCCUACGACGGCUAUGCUCUUUGAAGCAGCCAUUUCUCAUGGGCAACAAUCCACCGUCCGAUACCUGCGCUCGAUAUAUCCUGCCUUCGACUUCAGAGAACCCUGGUCCGUCAGAACGCUCGCUAAGACGCGAGACCUCGAUAUGCUCAAGCUGAUCUAUUCCUACUCCCCUGACGUUGUCAGUUUUGGGUUCGACGACCACAUGACGUCCAUGCUGAGCUUGGCUAUUGAAGAGGGUCCUCAGAAUGCGCCUUUCAUUCUCUUCCUUCUAGAUCACGGAGCGAUGAGUUUGGACAACGGCAGCUACACUUACCAUCUUGGAUGUGAAUUGUUGCCGGCCAUGACCAACGACCAACCGAUAGAAGUCAUCAAAAGGACGGUUCCCCUGACCGCCAGCCUAUCGUUUCCCAAAAUGACAGCAAUCAAUCGCAAACGUGCCGACGCACUCGAGGUAUUCUUGAACGAGGAGCAGAAGAGGAUGCGGGGGACUCAGUCCAGUGAAGAUUUGGAGUCGACGCUACAGUCUGUAAAGAGCACAGGAGACAAGGAGUUAAUUGCCGUGGUAGAACGCCACAUUCACAAGAUUGAGUAG
Rhinocladiella mackenziei CBS 650.93 is the source of this 774-nucleotide messenger RNA. RefSeq lists its product as uncharacterized. NCBI's taxonomy places the organism in Eukaryota, Fungi, Ascomycota, Eurotiomycetes, Chaetothyriales, Herpotrichiellaceae. The record is from RefSeq and is a predicted model, not a curated record. The transcript has a single exon. Bases 1 to 774 code for a protein of 257 amino acids.